This is a messenger RNA of Acanthocheilonema viteae, 552 nucleotides long. Lineage: Eukaryota; Metazoa; Nematoda; Chromadorea; Rhabditida; Onchocercidae. The record is from the annotation of a GenBank genome assembly.
AUGCCAUCUUCAAAUAAAAAUUCCAACGUUGAGGAUUACUAUGGUUACUGGCAAUUGUAUCCCAAUAAUACACGUGUUCGUCGGUGGUUUCUGCAGUUUGAAGCAUUAAAAAAUAGUGGACCAUUUUGUAUGAGAGCUAUAGCCGCUUUUACAGUUGCGUAUCAUGUGGCAUAUUAUUCUUAUCAGUUCACUGCAGUAAGUGCAGAAGAUCGACACGAUUUGAGACAUGUAAUGUGGUUGAAACAGAAAUUACCUUUCUUCACAUCAGUUGGCAUUCAUUGCAAAGACGAAAUGAAAACGGAAUGGUUUCUGAGAAAAUAUCCGGAUCAAUACAGAGCAGAGAAUGUGAGGACACCAAUCUUAAGCUUUUGUUGUGGUGUGGGUAUUUUAUCAAUAGUUUUGGUUAUUUACAAUCGAUAUUGUCUGGACGCAAGAAAGCUAGCGGAUGGCGAAGCAGUGGAUUGGAGAUUGAUGUAUUAUCUGAAGAAAUACAUUCCAGCAUUCCGAAAUUUUGGCAUACCGUAUCGGGAAUAUAAGCCAGAUGAUUUCUGA